AGAGGCUGCAUCGGUUAAAACCCUGUGAAAUAGGUCUGUGUAUUUCCGGGUGGCACGAGGCUGCUCCCGUACCUCCCAGCUAGCAUCAGUUGGUUCAGCUUCCCUACUCCAUCCAGCCACAACAACAGCCACCGGAGGCCGGGACACAAACAGAACCAGCCAGUUAUUGACCGACAGAUCUAUAAUUGAUGUCUUAUAGCUGAAAGCCAAAGGAGGAGGGGGGGGGGGGGCAGCGGGCGGGAGUUAUGGCGGCGUCGCUUCUCUCCGAGACCGACAUCAGGCACCGGUCCAUGGCGGAGGAAGAUCCGAACGGGAAUGAGCACGGGGCGGCUGCACGCAGCCAGGCGCCUCGAUGGGGACCGCAGCACGCCGGGGCCCGACAGCUAGCAAGGCUCUACUCUCCCGGUAAGCGGCUCCAGGAGUGGAUGUGUGUGAUUCUGUGUCUCUUCCUUUUCAUCAUCAACUUCUCCUUCCUCCUCCUGCACUUCUCCACCGUUCACAUCUACAAGAUCAUCCUUGGCAUCGUCCUAGGAAUAGUGACGGCAGACUUUGCAUCGGGGAUGGUACACUGGGGGGCAGAUACCUGGGGAUCUGUGGACAUCCCUGUUAUUGGCAAGGCAUUCAUUCGUCCAUUCAGGGAGCACCACAUCGAUCCAACCGCCAUCACUCGCCACGACUUCAUUGAAACCAAUGGUGACAACUGUAUGAUCCCCAUCCUACCACUGGCUCACAUGGCCUACAAGUUCCUCACAUACACACCAGAGGCCUUGGCGGGGUCCUAUCCCUGGGACUGCUACAUCUUCGCCCUGGCGGUUUUCGUGACACUGACCAAUCAGAUUCACAAGUGGAGCCACUCCUACUUUGGCCUCCCGCGCUGGGUCACGCUGCUCCAGGACUGGCAUGUGGUGUUGCCACGGAAACACCAUCGCAUCCACCAUGUCUCACCACAUGAGACAUACUACUGCAUUACUACAGGUUGGUGUAACUAUCCGCUGGACCAGCUGGGCUUUUGGAGAAGGAUGGAGCAAUUGGUCCAACGACUUACAGGGCAGAAGCCGCGAUCAGAUGACCUGGCGUGGGCCAAGAAGACCGACAGAUAAACACACAAAUACACGGAUGGAUGGAUGGACAGAUGGGCCUGCAGAUGCAAACAGAGAGAUAGAGAUGGAUGGGGGGAAAACACACACACACACACACACACACACACACAUUUUACGCAUGUAUCUGUGCUUCUUGCUAUUUUGCUAAAGAGCAAACAUUCAAAGAAACUGUGUUUGCAAAAACAAAUCAAAGAUGGUUCGAUUGAUUUCUGUAUGUGCUGGAGACUGUAGUUUAACAAGCUUUGAACGUAGGGAGUGAAAACAUUACUAGAUGAUAACACUCUGCUGUAACAGCCAGUCAGCUUGUAGUCCUGUUUAUCCAAUGAGGUGUUGUGGUGUGUAGGUGAGGUUUCUGGAGGUUGGGCUCUCCAGGAGUGACACCAAGCUGCCUGUUGCAGGCAGCUUCUUACACCACACACACAUAAACACACAUACACAAGUGCACACAAUCUCAAACAUGUUUGAAAGUCAAAUGUUCAGUAUCUGUCUCUACUGAUUUUUAUCUUGUCUGUUAUAUUUUAAGUAUUGGGGUCGUUUUGAACUUUUCAAAGCCACCAACUAGAAACAUCACCACCCUCAUGGCUGUUUUUACACACAAGAAGGUGAAAAUCUGAUGACUGUGUGCUUUAGAUUAAAAAUGUAGACAGUUAUAACUCCUCUCUUUUGUGCAUGUGCUUGAGGUAAGAUGAUCUCCACAGUCAAAGCUACAAAGUUGCAGAUGCAUACUUACACACUCUAAAGUCUUUUGAAGUCCAUACAUACGAGUAAAACCAUUUAAAGCCAUGUUCUCCAGUUUUGGUUAGUUGUUAACCAGUUGUAAUAACACUUUCUGUUCAUCCUACGUGUGCUUUGACAAAAUGUAGAACUUUUCUUGCGCAGACAUUUCUCAUUGAUCUUUUUGUACAGAAAGACACUCAGAGCAGUCCAGUUUUUUUGUAGCUUUAGGAAUACACCUAUAUAUGUACAAAAGCUUCUAAAUGAACGUAUUUACUGCACAAAACUAAUCAGUAAAAUUUUUGAUUUAUCUGUAAGCCAUUUUAAGGACUUUUAAUUAGAAGCUAUAUAUUCACUUGAAUCCAGAUGAGUUUAGAACUUAGCACAAGUGAUAAGUUAGUUGUAAAGAAGCAUUUAAUCUUUUUGCGCUUUCAUGCAAAUUAAAGAGGCAGCCAGACUUAUUCGUUGUCUCUCCGUAUAUUGCAUUUUUAGUGAGAAGGAGUCCAUUAAAAAUCAAAGACACAGCUGAACUUGUAACUGGUGGUUUAGCAAGUUGAAGUAGGUGUAAAACAGGUGGCAAAUAUGAAGAUCUUGAAUGAGUUUUUACUUACAGGAAUACUUCCUCAACAACCAUUUUAUACCACAGAUGAACAUUUGCAGUCGUUCAUAAACAGUUGCAGUCAUUCAAACCAUUUUAGAAAUCUUGAUACAUUGCUGCGUUCACGUCCCAAAUCCUCUCGUAGAAAAGACAAAGAAAUCCUGUCAGCAGUUCUGCAAGAUGCUAAUUGGUGCCGCUGUCUACCCCACUGUGCUGCUUAUGUGACUGCAACUGUAUACUAAUCGACAAGAAAUAUGUCACAAACCUCUAAACCUAAAUCGGAGAGAUUGAUUGAAGGAAUGCACGGCAACAUUUUUACAUCAGUUUGUGUCAGCUGAUGUGAAAGAAAGGAAAAAGGGAAAAAACACAAUUUUUAUUGCACUAGAGAGAAAAAUGAAUGAAAAUGUGUCCUGUAAGCAAUUGUUCACUCAUGAUUACACACAUACAGAUUAAAUCACACAUCUACCUUGCAUGCAUGCACACAAACACGUAACAAAUCUCUUGAAUGCAGUCAUACUGUACAAAGAAAAGAAACAGACAAACGCACACAUGCUCUUUCUCACAUUGUGUUCUGUUGUUUUCUCUGGCUUUAUAAUUUUCUAUUUUUUUAUUAACGGAUCAAGCCUUGUAGAGUUAAAUUCUGACGUUCCAUUUUGCAGCUCAACGCUCGCUGCUCGUCUUGCCUUAAUGUUUUUAUCUGCUCUUUGAUUUAAAUAAAGGUUUAUUAAAUCCA
Siniperca chuatsi (mandarin fish) is the source of this 3145-nucleotide messenger RNA. RefSeq lists its product as uncharacterized. Gene Ontology annotation, molecular function: oxidoreductase activity. The transcript has 6 exons. The record is from RefSeq and is a predicted model, not a curated record. The coding region runs from base 246 to 1100 and encodes 284 amino acids. Lineage: Eukaryota; Metazoa; Chordata; Actinopteri; Centrarchiformes; Sinipercidae.